AUGUCAUCACGUGGCAAAUACGGCAAGUGGAGCACAGAAGAUUUGAGCAGUGCUAUUUCCGCUUUUCCUAAUGGUUCUUAUGGGCUGAAUGAAUGUGCAAGGUUGUUUAAAGUACCUAAAACUACACUAAAAAGACAUCUCGAAGAGAAAAACAAACGUGCAAAUAAUGCAAUUAAAAAAAUGGGCAGGUUUAGUGUAUUUAAUGAAGAAGUUGAAGCAGAAUUGGCUAAGCAUAUUUUGAUUUUCGAAGAGCGAAUGUUCGGGAUGGGCAUACGAGACGUCCGCAAACUGGCAUUUGAAUUGGCAACAAGAAACAAUUUGAAACACAAUUUCAACACAGAUAAACGUAUGGCAGGUAAGAAGUGGUAUUAUGGCUUCAUGUCAAGACAUAAAGAAAUAUCGGUACGGCAGCCGGAGAAGACAUCAAUGGCAAGGGCUGCAGGAUUUAGCAAAGCACGAGUUGAUAAAUUCUAUGAGCUUUUAAAAACGAUCUGUGAAGAGGAUAAAUUUACCGCCACACGCAUAUUCAACGUCGAUGAGACAGGUUGCUCAACCGUACAACGGCAAUGUCAGAAAAUAUUAGCCAAGAAGGGAAAACAUCAAAUUGGGAAGCAUUUCUAG
Molecule: messenger RNA, 621 nt
Organism: Acanthoscelides obtectus
Lineage: Eukaryota; Metazoa; Arthropoda; Insecta; Coleoptera; Chrysomelidae
Source: the annotation of a GenBank genome assembly